AUUAUUUGAUAUUAUAUAGAGAUAACCUUGUCCGUCAUCUUAUCACAACCUCGGAGCGUCAGCACGCGCCUUCCGUAAAGAUGGUGUGAUUGGAUAGAAAAUGGCGGCCAGAAGCAAAGAUGAUUCAUUCAAAUACAAAACUCUGAGACCGUGUGUUGUGUACAUAUAUGGAAACCCAAGCGGAGGACACUGUGAGGAGGAAGAUGGAGUCGCUGCGAUUGAUCUACGACGGAGAGAUACCGAUUCAGCAGCGGAAGAUGGAUUCUCUAAAGGCUUCGUUUCGGAAAUCCCUGGAAUUGAUCGGGGUUACAGCGCGGGAAACCUUCCAAAAUCAUGGAAAAAUAGGGGAGGUUAAAGCUAAGCUGAGACUGGCGGAGGAUGAUUUGGUGAAAGCACUAGCAGUGAAGACCCGUAAAGAAGCUGAGAGGAUGGCGAAAAUGGAUGCUAUUGCUGCUCAAAAGGCAAGAGUAGAAGAGCUUAGAAGAAGCGUGCAAGAGCAGAGGGCUAAUAGGGAUGAAUAUGCCGCAAUUAUAUCUCAACAAUUUCUAGCUCUGGCAACAUUUGAAGAUAGGAGUAACAAAGAAGUUGAAUGUAAAGCUGAAACACAAGAUGCAACUUUGUGGUAUAAUAGAGUUCUUGGUUUCCAUGUCGAAGGCGGACAUGGGGUAAAAUUUACUUUCAAGAACAUUAAUAAGAAAAACCCAAAUGAGAAGUACUCUUUCACCAUUCGAUAUGCAUAUGAUACUUACACCUUGUUAGAUUGUGAUAUACACUUGAAUGACACCAAAGAGUUGAUCCAUGAAUUGAACAGAACCAAUGGUUUAUUCAAAUUUGUCAGAAUCAUGAGAGAGAAGUUUCAAGAAGCUAUGGCUCAAGAGUUUUUGCCUCAAUCAACUACUAGUCAUCAAGAGUCUUCCAUGAUCUCUAUGUCGGCUCCAGUUUUGUCCGUGUCUACUGAUGGAAGCGAAUCCAGUGACUACCGUUUUCAACAUGGAGAAGGCAAUAGACCUAAGAAAGUACUCCAUGCAAGAGUGAUGAAACCUGAUGUUUUGUCUCCAGGAUCAGCAUCAUCUGUUAGAUGUUCCCCUCGUUUGAAGGUUUAUAUAUGAAGAUGGUGGCUGUUAUAUCACAUCAAAAUUGAUUCAACAUACACCUCGGGCCGUAAGCUCUCAGCUAAUCAUAACUCAUGACUCAGGCUGUUUCACGAUUGACAUGCAAAGCACAACAUACAAGUGUUUGCUGUUUAGAAACGGAUGACAGCGUCACCAUUUUAUGUUCCCAGAAUUCUGUACGGUGUACUUUGUUUUAAUCUAAUUAUCAGAUUUUAACUGCUGAUACAACUCUUACAUGUAUUUCUUAGUUAAACUCAAUUACUUCAUUGCCAAUUAUUCCCUUAAACUUUGACUCGAUAGAAUUCAUUCGUGCAACCGAUCUCUAAUUAUCACUUCACCUCACAUGCAUUAUAGGUGCUGUUAACAUGUGUUAUUUAAGGGUAAGUGAUAAAGGGGUGAUAGUUGGCGGGAUUGAAUUGUAUUAGGUCAAAGUUUUAGCAAGUGACAAUAGGUGACAGUUUGGGGGAUCGAGUUAUAUUGAGUCAAAAUCUGGACGAUAAAAGGAGGUGGAGGGGUUGGAACCUACUCUGUACUUAUAUUAUUAUUUUGAGAAGUACAGUUUUUCGAUUAGUAAUUCCACUGUUCAUGAGUCUUGCCCGUGUGCACGGAUUUUGUGAGUAUAGCAUUUUUGUAGUAUCAUUUUGCAUAAGUGGUGAAAAUGGACAAAGAGAAGAAUUUGGGUUUAAAGUUCAAACUUGAUAUUCCCUAUUCUCUAGUCUGAGCGAGAAUUGGAUGGUUUGCCAGCCUAUGAUCUGCAUUUCCUUUUUAUCGGUUAGGAGGUCUAAGAAAGUCAUUCUUGUUGAUUCUUGACCUUUGUGUUCAAAUAAGUUCCUUUAAACUUGUUCCUUGUAAUAUAUUUGGCAUCUUUGUAAGUAACAUAAA
Molecule: messenger RNA, 1994 nt
Organism: Juglans regia (Persian walnut)
Lineage: Eukaryota; Viridiplantae; Streptophyta; Magnoliopsida; Fagales; Juglandaceae
Product: kinetochore protein SPC25 homolog
Exons: 8
Coding region: 168-1109 (313 amino acids)
Biological process (GO): chromosome segregation
Cellular component (GO): Ndc80 complex
Source: RefSeq, a predicted model, not a curated record